AUGAAGGCUCAAGACACCAAAACACUGCCCAGAUUUCGGUCUGACAUUGAACGUGAUUUCUUUGCCCAGUGGCCGACCCCUGAGGCGGAGCAACAGAGUGCUGAACAACAGGUCAACACCAACCCUAAGAACAAGAAGAAAAAGAAAAAGAAGACUGCCAGUGUUACUAUGGAGCUGCCAGUUGUCUUGGACCUUGCAGUCUGGAUGGCAAAGUGCAAAGAAACAAUCUAUAAUUGGUUCAAUAACCACCAGCUGAGCAAGGGUCGGCGCACCGGCAAAGUCGGCAAGAAUGUCCAGCUCACCUUACAGCCUUCAGGGUCACGCAUUCCUUCCGAAUCCCAAAUUUAUUCCAAGUUAUACUAUGAAACGCGCAUGAAGCCUCAAGUGGAGUUGGAACUUCAACGCCUGAAGCCAGAAGACGAGACCAAGGGUGAUGAUGGCAUCGAAGGGGACAAGCAUAUCACCAUCAUCAAUAGAGUCACAGCCGAGGUUUACAAGAAGGAGACAGAAGAAAUCAAAACGCAAGUCCAUGCUGAGAGAGAGGCCCGCAUUAAGGCAAAAGAAACAAUGACGGACGCCAUGAAGACCGUGCUUGACCCGGCCACGCAAACAACACCAGCGGGCCUUAUGUUAGCACAAGCGGCACUUCCUGACAUGAUUCAGGAUUUUGUCAACACUUUGACUGAACGCACAUGUUGGUCAUUUAUGGUUCUUGCUGGCGGACCUUGUGCAGUGAGAGAUGGGGUCAUAUGGACGAUCGCGGUCCACAGCAGCAUGAAUGCUCAUGGUUGCCAUUUUGGCCAGUCCCAUGCCAAGUUCAAGGACAAUAUAUUAGCGCCGUUCUCAAAGUUUUUGCAUGGAGUUUACCCUGCUGGUGUUUGUGAAACCUUUCGCUCCACUUCAUCAGAAGACCCAAACACCGUGAGCCUGGCUUCAGCAACACAAGAUCUUGUCACACCGACUUCGGCAUCCAGUACGCACCAGGAGGCUCCAGUCACUCCUGCACCCGCCGCCCUGAUAGUCGUGACAGUCACAGCAAGUGCGGCCUCCUGCAUGGCGCAGGCACCUCCUCCUCCUGUCAUGCCCAACCCACUCGCAUCGAGUCCAUCCUCCAAACCCUGUCCUGUAACCACCCCAGUCAUGCCUGCCGCGGCCCCUAUCCCAGAGAUGAAAAUGCCGGUCAUGCCCACCACAGCCCCCAUGGUCGUCACCCCAGACACGACCACCGCAGCCUCCAUGGCGGUCCAGAUGCCUCCUCCCAGAGCGUGUGGUGCCAUUGCGUCAAGCCUAACCUCUCUUGAGGGAGUUGCCCCUGCCCCUACCACAUCGCUUGCAACAAAUCCUGGUAUACCGAUGGGCAACCUCCAUGUGCACGCCCCUGCUGCGAUGCCUGGCAGUACGCUGCGAGUAGCCGCAGCAUCGGUGGGAGGGGCUGGUGCAUUUGUGGAUGUAGCUGGUGCAUUCCUUGCUGGCGGUGGGUCUGGUGGCACAGGAUAUGCCCAUGGAGGGGGGUUUGGAAAUGGAUGCAGCAACAACAGCGGAUAUGGGGCAAAUGGUGGAUACUCUGGAGGGUAUGGGAACAGCAAUGGGUAUGGAAACAGUGGGGGAUACGGCCACGCUAUGGCAUAUGGGAAUGCCGCAGGCUACACGCAACACAACACCACGACAGAUUCUGUAGUUGGGGGGGUCGGAUUUGGGGGCAGGGUAACAGGUGGAACGUACAUGCAAACGGCAACGCAGAACAUUCCUGUGCUCCAGGAUUCCUCCGCGGCGAAUCAGGCGACCAACAGAGACGGCUAUAACUUCCCCGACAUUCCUUAUGGCACUAACGGUGACGAGGAAAUGUUUACGUUGAUGCCAGAGUUCUUCCCCCCUGAUCUGUUGGCCGGUUUGUCUGAGCCCAAUGAAAUAAUGAUGAGCCAGAUCAUUGGAGAGGACCAAGACUUACAGAUGAAUUCACUUGGUGGACAGAUGCCCGCUGAAGCAGCGUACACCAGCCAGCUUCUCCUCCCCCAACCAAUCCCUGAAGGGAUAACCCCACCAUCCUCAUUGCCGACUGUAUUGACAUCCAUCGAAGAACUGGCAACAGCUCCUCAAGUGUCUGCAGAAACACCUUCUGAGAAACCAAAACAUGGGGGACCUAAGGCAACCAAACAGGCGAACAACAAGAACAAGAAUUGUGGACCACACACUCAGAAACCCAUGACUUCGAAGGAGGUCGUUCCGCUGACUGCUAAGGAUAUGCCCAUAUCGCCGCCUGAAUGGCUGACAACAGCUCACAUGUACCUAAAGGAGGGGGCAGACGAUGCAGGAUGGCUCGAGUGUGUGGCAGCUUGGUUCAGGUUUGAAGAGCAAGUUCUAUUGGAGUCUACUUCGCACCGUCUUGCUGCGAAACACCGCCCCGAUGCGCUGAGUCGGUGGUUGUCAAGCCGCAAGUAUCCACCGCCAGCUGUGGAGGACCAGGCUGCCUUCGGUGGUCAAUGGAUUGGGUGGUGGAAUAGCCUGCAACCCGAAUGGCAUCAAGUUGAGGCGCAAGACCAUUUCCCUCUUCCUUUGAGCAAGGCGGAAGACGGAGACGAUGUGAUGUUGUUGAGAAAGGGUGGUCCUUCCGGUUUGGUGACGGUUAUGAUAAGCUUGAAGUGGUGGACGACCGACGCUCGUUGGAAAGAGGCCAUUACUGACGUGAAGGAUUGCCUCAAGCAGGUUGUAAAGGGGACGAAGAAGCGCAAAGCAUCCACGCAGCAGAGGAGGGGUAGUAAGAGGUCAAGGAAAGUGUGA
This is a messenger RNA of Cyclocybe aegerita, 2778 nucleotides long. NCBI's taxonomy places the organism in Eukaryota, Fungi, Basidiomycota, Agaricomycetes, Agaricales, Hemipholiotaceae. The record is from the annotation of a GenBank genome assembly.